AUGGCGUCCUUUUGGGUACAGAUGCAUGGCGUUCCGUUGCUAAAUAUGACCACUGUGGUGGCCAAAAAAAUUGGUGCAGUUCUGGGGCAAGUGUUGGACAUUGACCAUACAGAGGGGGACAAAUGUAUAGGGCGGUUCCUACGCGUGCGCAUUCGGACAGAUGUGCGGCAACCGCUUAUGCGGGUUGCGUUCGUUGAGUUUCCUGAAGAAGAUGCAAUUUGGGUGAACUUUCGCUAUGAAUUUUUGCCCGAAUACUGCUUUCUCUGUGGGUGUUUGGGACAUCCCAAUCGUAUUUGUGUUGAGAAACUGGCGUCGGCGGCUAGUUCUCAAAAUAUGCAGGAUCAGAUGAUGGCUUUUGCAGGGUUAGAGGCAAGUGAGGACUUGCGCGGACGAAAAGAGUCUUCUGACUCCAGCCCUUGGGUUUCUGGGGACAAUGCUGCUGGGCAUAUUCACAGGCCCAGGUCUUUUUUUUCCUAG
Messenger RNA from Prunus avium (sweet cherry), 477 nucleotides. The record is from RefSeq and is a predicted model, not a curated record. Lineage: Eukaryota; Viridiplantae; Streptophyta; Magnoliopsida; Rosales; Rosaceae.